UUGAACCUGCGCGCGCGCGCGCCGCGCCACAAGCUGUACGCGCGCCACGCGCCCAUCAAGUGCGUCGCGCUCUCGCCGCGCGAGGACUACUACGCGAUCGGCGCCGCCGACGGCGACAUCAAGGUACCGCCACACGCACAGCACACAGCGCCACACCGCCACAUAACACAACGCGCGGUGUCGUGCGGGCGGCGCGGCGACGUGCUGGAGUGGAACUUGCGCGCGCGCGCGCCGCGCCACAAGCUGCACGCGCACCACGCGCCCAUCAAGUGCGUCGCGCUCUCGCCGCGCGAGGACUACUACGCGAUCGGCGCCGCCGACGGCGACAUCAAGGUACCGCCACACGCACAGCGCACAGCACACAGCACACAGCACACAGCGCACAGCACACAGCACACAGCGCCACACCGCCACAUAACACAACGCGCGGUGUCGUGCGGGCGGCGCUGCGACGUGCUGGUGUGGAACCUGCGCGCGCGCCACGCGCCCAUCAAGUGCGUCGCGCUCUCGCCGCGCGAGGACUACUACGCGAUCGGCGCCGCCGACGGCGACAUCAAGGUGUUCUCCUUGGCCACUCAUCAGUUACUGUAUACUUUCGCCGGGGAACACGCUCGGAGCUCGUUCUUUAAACACAUUGGACAAGGCGUUACGCAAAUUCACAUUGACAACGCGGGACGUUUGUUCUCGUGCGGCGCUGACGGCACCAUGAAGGUGCGCAAGCUGCCCGAACGCGACUCGCCGCCAUUGCACCAGCCGCAGUACUAA
Molecule: messenger RNA, 765 nt
Organism: Parnassius apollo (apollo)
Lineage: Eukaryota; Metazoa; Arthropoda; Insecta; Lepidoptera; Papilionidae
Source: the annotation of a GenBank genome assembly